UUGUCCAACAAUUUGAGUUCUUCUUCUUCUCAAAACACAACAGAAACAUCUGAAACAGAUUUACAACCAGCACCAGAACAAGUUUCACAUAGUUCUACAAGUAUGUUAACAAGAGCACAAUUUCAAGAUUUAAUUUCUCUUGAACAAUAUUCGAGUAACGAAACACAAAGCGACGACUGUAACCUCUCGCUACCCGAAUCCAUUCAAAGAAAAUACGCCAUGAAAAGACUGAAAUUGUUGUAUAAACUUCUUAACAAUUGGGGGGUCGAAGACAACACAGAUUAUAGUGAAAUGUUUAACAAAGUCAUAGAAUCUGUUAAACCAAUUGAAAACGACAUAAAAAAUCCCGGUGUUCUUGUAGACCUUUUCGCCUCAAAAUUACCAGUUACAACCAAUCUAAUAGCAACACAAGCUAUAGAGCAAUUUAUUUUAUGUUUUCCCAAGCAAUAUAGACAACACCUGAGGGAAACAAGAAUAGGAAAAUUUCAAUUGGUGUAUCCUACAACAUACAACUAUUACGAAGAAGCAAAUGAAUAUGGAGAACUCUCAUUCCAUUUCACACUUUCAGUUCCUGAGGGAGAAGAAAAAGCAAUCUAUCAUGUACAAUCUCUUGCAGGAUGUGAAGGAAAACCUCACAUAAUAACUACUGUUGCAAUUGACAAACCUGCAAGAGUCGAAGACGAUGUUUUGUUCGCGUCCAUUGCUGGUUUUGGCAUGGGAGAACCAAUUCCAAUUUCCCAUUUCACAGAAUACUCAGCACAACAUUUUCAAAAUGUAGAAUUCGUGUUCUACGACCAUCAAAAGUUCCUGCUAACAAAACCAAAGAAACAAUUUGUCUCAAUAUUUGUUGCUGGUCAUGUGGCUGACAAAGAGCCAUCAGAUACUGACUAUGAAGAAGAGGAGGAGGAAGAAGAAAACGAUAGCGAUGUCGUUCUUAUCGAAUAA
Messenger RNA from Trichomonas vaginalis G3, 945 nucleotides. RefSeq names its product attachment subunit, putative-related family. The transcript has a single exon. The record is from RefSeq and is a predicted model, not a curated record. NCBI's taxonomy places the organism in Eukaryota, Parabasalia, Trichomonadida, Trichomonadidae.